AUGCAAGACCCCUGGUUUCCCACUGGCUCCCGGUUGUCCCCAAGCCCCCCGAGGAAGAGGACGCGGCUGUGGUGCCAGCGGCGGCCUCGCACAGUGUUCAGCGCACAAAAGCGGCGGGUCCUGGAGGAAUUCUUUGAGGGGAAACCCUAUGGGACCUAUGAGGAACGCGAGACCCUGGCGGCCAGGCUGAACCUGCGGGAGGCCCAAGUGAGGGUGUGGCUCAAGAACCACAGGGCCAAAGUGCAAAGGUUGCAGAGAUCGCGCAAGCAGCAAGGGCCAGGGAGCCCAGGCUGCGCCCCUCAGCCUGCGCCCAUGCCCUCGCCUGCAGGCCCUGCUUCCCAGGAGGGCCCUUUGCUCGCUGCCAGCCCUGUGCUGCCCGCCAUUCCUGUGCGUCCUGAGGAGCCAGUGUUCCCCGCUGGCCCUGUGUUUCCGGCAGGUCCUGUGUUCCCGCCGAGUCCUGUGCUCCAGGCCGGCUUUGUGCUCCUCGCUGGCCCUGUGCUCCCAGCCAGUCCUGCGCUCCCUGCCGCCUCCAUACACCAUGGGGCCCUUGGUUUCGGCAGCCUCCCUCCGAACAGACCCUUGCAAGUCUUCCCAGCAGCAGAUCCCAGCGCCUCCAGCUACAGCCAGGCCUGCUGCGACCCUGCGAAAGGCAUCCAGGGCAUCGUCACCUCUGCCACUGCUCCAGCUGCAGCCCCAGCCCCAGGCCCGGACAACGCCGGGGAUGUCUCAUCAGACCCUGAUUUCACAGACCUGCUCUCAGCCUACUGCUUCUCAGAGUCUCCCUUCUCCUCCGCUAGGCCCUGGUACGACGUUGUGGGUGACAGCGACGUGGACCUCUUCCAGUUCCUGGAUCUCCCAGGGAGUGUGUCCCCACCAAGUCCUGCAGAUGCCGCGGGACCAGAGGGGACCAGGGUGUGA
Molecule: messenger RNA, 918 nt
Organism: Myotis lucifugus (little brown bat)
Lineage: Eukaryota; Metazoa; Chordata; Mammalia; Chiroptera; Vespertilionidae
Product: cone-rod homeobox protein-like
Exons: 2
Coding region: 1-918 (305 amino acids)
Biological process (GO): regulation of transcription by RNA polymerase II
Cellular component (GO): nucleus
Molecular function (GO): DNA-binding transcription factor activity, RNA polymerase II-specific; RNA polymerase II cis-regulatory region sequence-specific DNA binding
Source: RefSeq, a predicted model, not a curated record